Molecule: messenger RNA, 1133 nt
Organism: Exophiala viscosa
Lineage: Eukaryota; Fungi; Ascomycota; Eurotiomycetes; Chaetothyriales; Herpotrichiellaceae
Product: ubiquitin-conjugating enzyme E2 C
Exons: 3
Coding region: 303-857 (184 amino acids)
Source: RefSeq, a predicted model, not a curated record
GUUCAGUUCACUGACCGGAUCUCUUCACUGUCUGAUCGUUCGUUCUUGCCUUUCACUCUACACAUCCCUGAGAAAUACCUUUUCACUUGCAUAUUCCUAUUCCCAGUACUUUGGUCCGACUCCCUUGAAAUUCCCUUUUGGUUGCAUCUCCCAUUUUUGUGUACUUGUCAUAGCGGGCGAGCCCACGGCCUUUUCGUCGUCCAGACCAUUUUUCCGGUUGCAGCAUUCCAUUGCCCGACCAUACUCGCAUACUCGCAAGCGGACUGGUCUCCACGCCAUCGAUCUAUUUCACACUGCCAGCAAUGAGCAUGGCUUUUCAACUCGAGGACACACAGAACGCUGUUCCGGGUUUGUCCACCAUGGCUGAACAACAGAAACUAUCCGUGGCGCCACGAAAGGCCGACACUCAGAGUGUAACGAAGAGAUUACAAUCAGAACUUAUGGCUCUCAUGAUGUCUCCUACGCCUGGCAUCUCAGCAUUCCCUGACGCAGAUGGCAACCUCCUACACUGGACCGCCACCAUCAUCGGCCCCAAAGACACUCCUUACGCAGACCUCAACCUCAAGCUCAGCUUUGAAUUCCCAGGCAACUACCCUUAUACUGCUCCCACUGUCCUCUUCAAGACACCGAUCUAUCAUCCCAACAUUGACUUCAGUGGACGGAUAUGCCUGGAUAUCUUGAAGGACAAGUGGAGCGCAGUAUACAAUGUGCAGACAGUAUUGCUGAGCUUGCAGAGUCUGCUGGGAGAACCCAACAACGCGAGCCCGUUAAACAACGAAGCUGCUCAACUUCAUCAAAAAGACCCCGAAGAAUACCAAAGAAAGGUAUUGGCCCGUCACCAGGAUAUCGACGAUUAAUCAACCCAACAACAAUAAUCGUGAAACACAUGACACUCGCCUUUGCUGUCGGGGACAUAACAUUGGGUCGUGUGGCUGCAUUCACUCGGAGCGUUGGCGUUUGUCGAGGCUUCAAGGUCAUCAUGGGGCGGCGGUAUGGUGCUGGUGUUUGAACAUAUCGGGUGGGCAUGGUCAUCAGGACAGGCUGAGCGUUAGGGGUCAAGCGUUUUUAGUGGUAUCAAAUUACGCGGCGUACUGCCUAUGGUGCAAAUCUAUAUCCUGACAUUGUUCCCCUAC